Molecule: messenger RNA, 534 nt
Organism: Parnassius apollo (apollo)
Lineage: Eukaryota; Metazoa; Arthropoda; Insecta; Lepidoptera; Papilionidae
Source: the annotation of a GenBank genome assembly
AUGGCAUCAUAUGGUAUUAUUUGGCCAAUUUCAAGUUUUAUACAACAAACAUUUGAAGGAAAAAGAUUCGUUUCAGAAAAUAGCUAUGAUUGGUGGCGAUGUGCACGUUUUGGGUUAUGGGGUUCUUGUUAUGUUGCUCCCACAUUAUACACAUGGUUAUCAGUGGCUAGUAUUAUGUGGCCCGGGAACAGUCUUCGCGCUGGUUUAAUAAAGACAUUUGUUGAAACAAUUACAUAUACUCCAUUUGCAAUGUGCAGUUUUUACUUUGGCAUGAGUUUACUAGAGAUGAAGCCCUUUUAUGAAGCUGUAGCGGAGGUGAAUGCAAAGUUUUGGCCAACUUACAAGGUUGGUGCAUCAAUAUGGCCAGUUGUGGCUUUAGUUAAUUUUUGUUUUAUUCCUCCAAAGAAUAGAGUCCCCUUCAUUAGUGUUUGCAGCCUCAUGUGGACCUGCUUCCUCGCUUAUAUGAAACAUCUUGAUAAAGAAGACGUGCCUCAGAAAACAAAACAAAUUGCAAUGAAACUGAAAAUAAAUUGA